AAGCCUCACCGUUUGUCCCUCACCCACAGUCUGGUGUUGCACUAUGGCCUCUAUAAGAAGAUGAUGGUUUUCAAGCCGUACAAAGCCUCUCAGCACGACAUGUGUCGGUUCCACUCUGAAGAUUACAUAGACUUCCUGCAGAAGGUCAGCCCCAACAACAUGCAGGGCUUCACCAAGAGCCUGAACACCUUCAACGUAGGAGAUGACUGUCCUGUGUUUCCAGGUCUGUUUGAGUUCUGUUCCAGAUACACCGGAGCGUCUCUGCAGGGCGCCACGCAGCUCAACCACAAGAUCUGUGACAUCGCCAUCAACUGGGCUGGAGGUUUACAUCACGCCAAAAAGUUUGAGGCGUCGGGGUUUUGCUACGUGAACGACAUCGUCAUCAGCAUCCUGGAGCUUCUAAAGUACCACCCCCGCGUUCUGUACAUCGACAUCGACAUUCACCAUGGCGACGGGGUCCAGGAGGCCUUCUACCUGACGGGCAGAGUCAUGACCAUGUCCUUCCACAAGUACGGGAACUACUUCUUCCCAGGAACAGGUGACAUGUAUGAGGUGGGGGCCGAGAGCGGCCGCUACUACUGCCUGAACGUCCCGCUGAGAGACAGCAUCGAUGACCAGAGUUACAGGCAGUUGUUCCAGCCGGUCAUCAAGCAGGUGGUGGAUUUCUACCAGCCCACCUGCAUCGUCCUGCAGUGUGGAGCCGAUUCUCUGGGCUGUGACAGACUUUGGAAAAGACUUGAGAACUCUUUUCUCCUGAUGUCUACAGAAUAUUUCGAGUACUUUGCUCCAGACUUCACUCUGCAUCCUGAUGUCAGCACCAGGAUCGAGAACCAGAACUCCAGACAGUACCUGGAACAGAUCCGUCAGACCGUGUUUGAGAACCUGAAGAUGCUGAACCACGCGCCCAGCGUCCAGAUCCACGACGUCCCGUCAGACAUGCUGAACUACGAGCGCACAGACGACCCCGACCCGGACGAGAGGGGAGCUGAGGAGAACUACACCCGACAAGAGGCAGCCAACGAAUUCUACGACGGCGACCAUGACAACGACAAAGAGAGCGACGUAGAAAUUUAAAGCUGAAGGAUUUCUGAAGAUUUGACCAAAAGAGACAAAGAGCCGAUUUGGACAGUUAAGGAUUUGGAAUACACUUCUGUUUUCUUCUAUGUGGUUUUUGUGUGUGCUUUAUUUUUUUUUAAUAAAUGUUUUUAGCUUUUA
Molecule: messenger RNA, 1215 nt
Organism: Oryzias melastigma (Indian medaka)
Lineage: Eukaryota; Metazoa; Chordata; Actinopteri; Beloniformes; Adrianichthyidae
Product: histone deacetylase 3-like
Exons: 13
Coding region: 61-1074 (337 amino acids)
Molecular function (GO): histone deacetylase activity
Source: RefSeq, a predicted model, not a curated record